Kwoniella shivajii is the source of this 1068-nucleotide messenger RNA. RefSeq lists its product as uncharacterized. The transcript is spliced from 2 exons. The record is from RefSeq and is a predicted model, not a curated record. NCBI's taxonomy places the organism in Eukaryota, Fungi, Basidiomycota, Tremellomycetes, Tremellales, Cryptococcaceae. Bases 1 to 1068 code for a protein of 355 amino acids.
AUGGAAGAUCCACCUUCUCCUCGGGAGGAGGUAUCACCUUCACCAAUCAAAAGACCUCGCAUCAAAGAUCGAGGUAACACGCCCCUGGAAACUCUCAAGACUACUAGUCAAUCACCUGUUUCGACUGAUCCUCAAACAACGAUAAUAUCGGACGCUGAAUCACAGACGCCAAAGACGUAUAUCCACACCCAAAUCCAUAGUCCCCAUCAUGGGAUCGCGACUGAUCAAGGAGAAUCUUAUUGGCAAAGAUCGUACUGGAGCAAUCCGUAUCCGUAUCCUCAGUCUCAACCUCAACCUUACUACCGAUAUCCCAUACCGUCAGCCCAGACCAAUCAACCAAUAUUACCUCAGCAGAGUCAUCUGAUGAGCUUUCGUUCAAUCCCCCAUUCAUCUGCGUCUCUUUCAUAUUCCCUCUCAAGUGGAUAUUCCGCCGCUCAUCUUCCAUCAACGAGACCACCUACACCAUCGACGCCACAGGGUAAAUCCACGAUGAAGACCGGGUAUCAUCAGCCUUCUUCAGCUACUGCAUCAUCUACCACUCCAAUACCAGCUCCUUCUUCCUAUAUCCAUCGUAUGUUACCUUCCCGUAUACCUCAUCUUUCACAUCCGCAACAGCAACAGCAACAGCAACAUCCACCACCACCAUCUUCGGCACCACAACGGAACUCACCAUCCACAUACCCCGAGGCUGCUCAAUCGGCAGUCAACACAAUUCAGACCUUAAACUCUCGUCAGCGCAACUCCCUUUCCCCGCCACUUCGAUCUAUACCAACCACCACAACAGAGCACGGAUCUCCUGAACCAGAACCCAGAGUGACAGUGACGGGGAAAGGGAAAGGGAAAGGGAAAGGUAAACAUAAAGGUAUACCUGGACCAAAAGCUAGAAUAUCACAUGAAGCUAAAGUGAUCAUCGCAGAACAUAUAAUAUCAAAAGGUGUGACAACGGCGAAUUUGGACGAAUUAGCUCAGACUACAGGCUUGACGAAACAACAGAUAAAAUCACAAUUAGUAGAUAAUCGUCAGAACGUCAGAAGACAACUCAAUGAGUUUGUAAGGGGAUUGCAAUAA